Messenger RNA from Aspergillus versicolor CBS 583.65, 285 nucleotides. RefSeq lists its product as uncharacterized. NCBI's taxonomy places the organism in Eukaryota, Fungi, Ascomycota, Eurotiomycetes, Eurotiales, Aspergillaceae. The transcript has a single exon. The annotation marks the transcript as partial. The record is from RefSeq and is a predicted model, not a curated record.
AUCCUGCCACGCCCCAUCCAGCUUCAGCGCGGGACGGCAACGGUUCCACUAGAAGGAAUCGACGUCCCGUUUCACUCGAGUCAUUUGCGGAAUACAGUUGAUCGAUUCCGCCAGUGCCUCCUGCGGCCAGGCUUCCUGGUGGACAACGUUGAUGUGGAGCAGCUUGUAGGAAGGUAUAUCCCAAAUCUCAUGGCGCGACCAUUUUCAUUGGAGCGGGAGUAUAUUCAGGAAGCAUUCGAGCUGACCCAAAGUCCGAUUCUUGCGGAAAUUCUUUCGGAGUCAUGA